This is a messenger RNA of Python bivittatus (Burmese python), 973 nucleotides long. Lineage: Eukaryota; Metazoa; Chordata; Lepidosauria; Squamata; Pythonidae. The record is from RefSeq and is a predicted model, not a curated record.
CCACCCACCCUUCUCUUUCUACCGUCGUGGAGAAAGAGAGACUCGGCGAUAUGACAUUUCCGGCUCCUGUUCGACAGACGACCUAAUGCGGGGUGGCAACGCGAGCGAGGACCGACGAAUGGGAAAGGGGGGAAGUCCGCCGAUGCUGGUCUUCGUCCUGCUCUUCAUCUUCGUCAAGAGGCAGAUCAUGCGCUUCGCCAUGAAGUCUCGCCGGGGCCCCCACGUGCCUGUGGGGCAGCACGCCCCCAAGGGACUCAAGGAAGAGAUUGACAUCCGACUAUCGCAAGUUCAGGACAUCAAAUACGAGCCCCGACUGUUGUCGUACAAUGACACCCGGCUGCUACAACUUGAGUCACCCAGAAGCCCAUUUCCUUAUAACUACGUGUAUCGGAUGAAAGCUUUGGAUGCGGUCAGAGAUUCAGAGAUCCCGUACUCCACGGAAGGCAGAUACCCCAGGUCGUUGAUCGGGAAAAACUUCCAGGCCUACCUGCUGGACCUCCGCAACUCCAGUACCCCUUUGAAAGGGAUCCGCAAGUCUCUGAUUGACAACCUCCUGGACGGGUACGAUAACGCCCGCUACGGGACAGGGACUUUCGGCAAAGUAGAGUUCCUCAAGUACCAGGAAGCAUUGUAUGAGCUGGCAACAAUAAACCCAGCCUUCCUCUCCUGCAGCAUCAAAGCCCGAGGCGGGAGCAGUCAGCGGCAGCACCAGUCGGCGGCCAAGGACCUCACCCUCUCGCCCGACCUUUCCAGCCCGACCAUCCAAGUCACCUACCUCCCCUCCAGCCAGAAGAGCAAACGGGCCAAACAUUUUCUGGAACUGAAAAGUUUCAAGGACAACUACAACACCCUGGAGAGCACCCUGUGACCUCCGGCCUGGACUUGAGACACCCAUGCCCGGGAGGGAGCACCAGAAAGGGCACCGCUUUCUCCGCUGGACCAAGAGAACUGGUUGCCUCCGCGCGGGCUUGGC